AAAAAAACAAAUUUUCAAUUUACCUUUGAUUUAGGUUAAAAAAUGGGGAGGGUAAUCUAGUUAAUUUACACCCCGUAUAGGACAUCCCCUAACCAACUAGAAGGACAUUAAUAUCACACUGCCGUCCCUCUAAUAAACCAUGCCGCCCCUAUAGUAAGUUACUAAUUCUGUGUCAUUUUCACUAAAUUCUGGUUCAGGUUUCCUAAUUUUGUUCCAUAAACGUUGAAUUACACAGAAACCCACUCAUUUAAACACUUUUUUCUCUGGUGUUCCUUGGUUUCUUCGGUAAGUUUGUGGUUGAAAGCUGAUUCUCAAAGCUAGUUGGCCGCAUUGACUUCAAUAUUGCUAUGGGUUAUCGAAAUUUGGAACUGAAAUCCACAAAACCUCGUUUCUUCCGAAAUCUGACGCAGUUUUUCCUGUGAAUAUUAUGAAUGAGGGGAGAUAUAUUUCAGGGGUCCUAGCCCACUAAUACCAUGGCAUGGAUCAAGCAUAGCCAAGUCUUUCUUACCAGACUAGGCUAGAUCCGUGAAUAACAUGAGAUCCUAAAUGACUAAAGAUUUUUCCAUUGCUAGGUGUGGCCAGGCAAUUUUUACUGACCUUUGUUCAAUUCUUUUUCCAUGUGUGGUAAGAAUUCGACGUAUAUAAACUGCAUUCAUAAUUCAAUUUUCAAAUUGACAUUUUAAGGUAAAGGACUCCCGCCAUCACCUGCAUGAUUGCCAAACAAUACAGUUAACAUGCAUAUAAUAACAAAUCGGAUGUUUUAAAAGUGCACGCUAACUGUGCACUCAAAAUACGUGAUAGCACUAGUAUAUCUGUAUGUAUAAGCAAUAUAAUCAACCAACAAAGGUGAUAAAAUAUGUGAAACAGAAGAAAAAAAUUCAGAUGGAGAGACAUUCUUUACUUUUACUAUCAGUACUAUUUUUCAGUUUUUCAUUAGGAAUUACAUCAAUUGAUCCUGGAAAAUUUCUUCAAUGCCUUAAACUCCAGUCUAAGACAGGUUUCAUACCAGUUUAUACCUCGACGAGUUCAAGAUUUUCAUCAAUAUGGCAGUCAACUGUGCACAACAUUAGAUUCAUAACAUCUGCCACUCUAAAACCCGAGUUUAUAAUUCUUCCUUCAAAUGAAUCACAUGUUCAAGCAUCUGUCAUUUGUUCUAAACAACAUGGAAUUCUGAUGAAAAUUCGGAGUGGCGGCCAUGACUAUGAAGGCUUAUCUUCUAUAUCUGAUGUUCCAUUUCUGAUUCUUGAUCUGUCUAAUCUCCGCGCAAUUAGCGUUGAUGCUGAAAAUAAAACUGCUUGGGUUCAAUCUGGUGCGCUUCUGGGCGAACUUUAUUACAGAAUUGCAGAGAAAAGCAAAACUCUUGCGUUUCCUGCAGGGGUUUGUCCUACUGUAGGUGCUGGGGGAUCGUUUAGUGGAGGUGGGUAUGGUACUUUGCUAAGGAAAUAUGGACUUGCAGCUGAUAGUGUCAUUGAUGCUCAAAUAGUCGACGUCAACGGGAGAAUCCUCGACAGGGUAUCCAUGGGAGAAGACUUGUUCUGGGCCAUAAGAGGAGGUGCUCCUGGGAGCUUUGGCGUCGUUCUUUCCUGGAAAAUCAGAUUGGUUGACGUUCCACCGACUGUAACUGUUUUUAGAAUAGAGAAAAUGUUGAGAGAUAAUCCGGGUUUCACUUCACUAGUACAUAGGUGGCAAGAAGUUGCACGUAAUCUUCCUCAAGAGCUCUUAAUUAGAGCUGCCAUAGCUCCAGUGGGCACCGAAGAACGUAGAACAAUUAAAGCUUCAUUCAUCUCUUUGUUUCUUGGUGAUUCUAAAAAGCUCUCAACUGUGAUGAAACAGGGAUUUCCUGAGCUGGGUUUAGAGAGUAAAGAUUGUACCGAAAUGAGUUGGAUUCGCUCUGUACUCUGGUACGCUGGAAUGCCAGACAACGGAACUUUAAAUGAUCUGUUGAACAGGACUCAAUCAAAGAGGUUUGCUAAGGGAAAGUCUGAUUAUGUGAAGACACCCAUUCCGGUAGUCGGAUUGGAAGGGGCAUGGAAACUACUAAUGAAAGAAGUUCGACCUGUAAUGACAAUGCAUCCUUUUGGUGGAAGGAUGGAUGAGAUUGCUGAGACUGAGAUCCCUUAUCCACAUAGAAAUGGAACUUUGUUUCAAAUCCAAUACCUGACAAUAUGGACAGAGCAAGGGUCGGAAGAAUCUGAAAGGCAUAUAAACUGGAUGAGAAAGUAUUACGAGUAUAUGGCUACUUAUGUUUCGAAGGCGCCGAGGGAAGCAUACAUCGGUUAUAGAGAUAUUGAUUUGGGUGUGUCGAAAAAUGGAACAGCAAAUUCCUUGCAAGGUAGUGCAUGGGGAAGUAAAUAUUUCAAGAGCAACUACAAAAGAUUAGUUCAAGUUAAAAGGAAAGUUGAUCCAGAGAACUUCUUCAGAAACGAACAAAGCAUUCCAAGUAAUUGACUAUUAUGAGUAAAGAAAAUAGCACAAUAGUUGGUCCCUUCCACAACAAAAGUUACCCAGCCAGUGCUCCGUAAAUCAACAGAUUUAGUACAGUAAAGUACCUGAUCCACCAUCACCCACUUUCACUAUGCCCCUUGCUGGUGAUGUGGUCACCGUUUGUAACAGAAAGCCUGUCUUUGUUGAGCUUCUUCCCGUGCAGUGGGAGUGGCCUUCCAGUAAUGACAUCUUCAUCUGAGACCCUUGUCCCUUAAUUCAGAAAAGAAAAGCUUUAUUCA
Papaver somniferum (opium poppy) is the source of this 2723-nucleotide messenger RNA. Its product is annotated as berberine bridge enzyme-like 26. The transcript has a single exon. NCBI's taxonomy places the organism in Eukaryota, Viridiplantae, Streptophyta, Magnoliopsida, Ranunculales, Papaveraceae. The coding region runs from base 817 to 2448 and encodes 543 amino acids. Gene Ontology annotation, molecular function: oxidoreductase activity; FAD binding. The record is from RefSeq and is a predicted model, not a curated record.